This is a messenger RNA of Podospora bellae-mahoneyi, 375 nucleotides long. RefSeq lists its product as uncharacterized. The transcript has a single exon. The record is from RefSeq and is a predicted model, not a curated record. Lineage: Eukaryota; Fungi; Ascomycota; Sordariomycetes; Sordariales; Podosporaceae. The coding region runs from base 1 to 375 and encodes 124 amino acids.
AUGUCGCUCGACGUUAUAAUCCCAAGCUUAGUAACCUUUCAUAGAAAUAUGAGAUACUUCUCCAUCGGCGCGCGUGUUUUACAGCACUUCAUCGCCGACAAUAGCCGAUUCGAAACGAAGUUUCAGAGUCUAUUUCGGCAAUGGGCGUAUGACCCUGUAUUUGAGGUUUCAGAAGACAACUUUGCCUUGAUGGACUUAACAACCGUGGAUCUAGCAUAUAUUCAGCUGUUUCUUUUCGUAUUGCGGCACUUCCCACUGCUGUCAGAAGAUCGGCCCCUACAAGAUAAACAAGGCGAAUAUGCUCGAGCGGGUGUGGAUUCCAAUUGUGUAGAUCAUAUAUUACCGCGCUCUGCGCUUAGAGUUGCGGACUCUUAA